This is a messenger RNA of Dictyostelium discoideum AX4, 4095 nucleotides long. RefSeq lists its product as hypothetical. The transcript has 5 exons. The coding region runs from base 1 to 4095 and encodes 1364 amino acids. Gene Ontology annotation, molecular function: zinc ion binding. Lineage: Eukaryota; Evosea; Eumycetozoa; Dictyosteliales; Dictyosteliaceae. The record is from RefSeq and is a predicted model, not a curated record.
AUGACAGGUAGUAAUAAUUUAAAUUCAUUGAAUAAUAAUAACAACAACAAAAUAUCUUUACAAGAAACUAUACAAGAUAUAAUAAAAUGUAGUAUUUGUUUAAAUAGUCCAAAGAAUCCAAGAUUCUGUCCAAGAUGUUCAGCUUUAUUUUGUUUGGAAUGCAUAGAUCGUUGGAUAAUAUCAAAUCCUACUUGUCCUGCUUGUAGAGAUACUUUAACAAGUGAUAAUUUAAAUUCAAAUUUAAUUGUUUCAAAUAUUUUAAAUGAAUUGGUUAAAUCAGAGCAAGAAGAAUAUACAUCAUCAGAUAUAUGUAAUUAUCAUGGUUAUGAAAGAUUAUAUUAUUGUUCAACUUGUCAAGAACCAAUUUGUUCAGAUUGUGCAUUAUUUAAACAUAAAGAUCAUAAAAUUGAGAAAUUAUCAAUAAAUUUUAAUAAGAAUUUAGAAAUUUUAAAAAUUGAAGAAGAAGCUUUAAAAAAAAGACAAGAGGAAUUAAUUGAAUUAAAUUCAUUUUUAGAAUUAGAUGCCGAAACAUUAUUAAAAAAUAAAUCACAAAUUGAAAAAGAAAUUUCAAAAGUAGUAAUUACAAUGAAAGCAAGAUUAAAAUAUGAUUUUGAAAGAAGAUAUAAUACUAUUUUAGAAUCACAAGAAAAGAUAAAUAAUGAAUUAACACAUUUAGAUUUCAUUUAUAAUGAUUUAUUAAAUCAUUAUAAGAAAUCACCAUCAUCAUUCGUAUUGACAAGUCAACAAUUUAUAGGUGUUUUACAAUCAGUUCAUAAGAAUUCUAUAAUGGAUAUUUAUACACCAAUCAAUACUGAUUUAACAAGUGAAUUGAUACCACCAUUUGAGAAUAGAUUAUUAAAAUUUGAAAAUUUCACAACUGGUGAUUGUUUGUUCAGUAGUAGAAUAGCAUUUUAUGGUAUGACAUGGGAAAUUAAGUGUGGUAUUGAAGAAGAUAAUUGUUUCUUAAAUUUAAAGGUUUUAGAAUGUAAUUCAGAUGGUAAAUACUUUUAUAUGUUUACUAUUGUUAAUCAAAAAACAAAUGUAAAUAAAUUGAUUGAAUUUGAUUUACCAUUUCAAGCUGGUGAAACUUUUUAUAUUCCAAAUUUCUCUUCAAAACAAACUUUGAUUGAUGAAGGAUUUAUAUUACCAGAGAAUGAUAUAUUAUUAUUACAAUUUUCUUUUAGACCUCAAAAUUAUUUUUGUUAUAGUAAUGAUUUAAAGAGAUAUAUAGAUAUAUUAGAGUAUAGACAUAGGGGUUAUUUUGGUGAAGAGGAUGAAGAUGAUGGUACCAUUGAAACUACUGUAACAAAAUUACCAAAUGAUAAAUCAACAAUACUGGGUUCUGAUAAUUAUAAUGAUAACUAUAAUGAUGAUGGUAUUGGUGAUUUAGAUGAAGAUGAAGAAGAAGAAGAAGAUGAUGAAGAUGAUGAUGAUAACUUGGAUGAUCAUUUACAAUAUGAUAACGAUGAUGAUGAAGAUGAAGAAGAGGAUGAUGAAGAACAAAAUGAAGAGGAUAAUGAUGAAGAAGGAACUAAUAUCCCUACAUCAGAAUAUGAAGAUUUAGAUACAAGUUCAGCUAGUGUCAUUUCAAAUAUCAAUAGGAGAGACAGGUUUAAAAAUAAUAAUAUUAAUAAUAAUAACCAAUUUGUAAAUAGUAACAAUAAUAACAAUAAAUAUAAUACUACUAAUAGUAAUAAUAGUAUAGUUGGUAGUAGUAGAUAUAUUAAUAAUAAUAAUAAUAAUAAUAAUAAUAAUAAUAAUAAUAAUAAUAAUAAUAAUAAUAAUAAUAAUAAUAAUAAUAACAAUAAUAACUAUAUUUUAAAUAGAAGUUAUUCAACAAAUAAGAUUUAUAAUUUCUAUCAAGAUGAAGAGGAAGAGGAAGAGGAUGAUGAUAGUAAUAUUGAUGAUCAAGAUGAAGAUGAAGAAGAAGAAGAUAGUGAAGAAGAAUCAUCGUUAUCCUCUUCGGAUUUACAAGAUUUGGAUUCAAGUGGGGAUCAGUCAUCAUUAGAAUUUUCAUUUUCAAAAUAUACAAAUAAUUAUUAUAGUAACAACAAUAAUAAUUACAAUAGUGGUGGUGGUGGUGGUGUUGGUGGUGCUGGUGAUAAUAAUAAAAUUGAAUGUAUUAGAAGGGAUUUUAAUAAUUUAUUAAAGAGAAUCAAUUUUACAAAUAGUCAAUUAACAAAUUUAAAACCUGGUGUACCAAAAGAUGGUGAUUUAUUAAAUGAUGAUGAAAAUGAUAAAAAAUGUAAUAUUCCAUUAAAUGAAGAUGAAGAGGAAGAUGAAGAUGAGGAAGAUGAUGUUAAUAAAAAUAAAACAACUUCAACUACAACUACAACCACUACCGCCACUACAACAAAUGAGGUUGUCACAAUAAAUCCAAAUACCAUUUCAAAUAAUAGCCAAGAUGAAGAGGAGGUAAAGAGUGAUAUCGUUAAGUUAUUAGAAAAUGGUAUUGCAAAUAUGUUAAAUAAUAGUAAUAGUAGUAAUAGAAGUUCAAACAAUCUAAAACAACAACAACAACAACAACAACAACUACAGAAAGAUGAUCAAAAACAAAAAGAUGAACAACAAAAUAAAUCAAAUACUGGUUGUGAUAUUGAUCAAUUAAACAUCUUAUCAAAAUUAUCAAUCAAAGAAAGCUGUGAUAGUAUUAAAAAUAAUGAUAAUGAUAGUUUAGGAAAUAGUACUAAUAAUAACAAUAAUAAUAAUCUUAAUAAUAAUAAUAAUAAUAAUAAUAAUAAUAAUAAUAAUAAUAAUAAUAAUAAUAAUAAUAAUAAUAGUAAUAAUAAUAAUCUUCAAUCAUUUUUACAAUCAAAUGAAAAUACAGAAAAUGAAACCGAUUUCAAUGAUAAUAAUACAAAUCCAGAAACAAACACAGAGACUGAAAAUGAAUAUUUAACAAGUUCAAAUAUGAACUUGGAUGGCGGUGAAAGCGAAUUCGAUAGUAAUAAAAGCUACGAAGGUAGUAGUACCGAUGAAAAUUUUAAUUCAGAUGAAGAUUACCAGGAUGAAGAUAAUUUCAACCAAGAUGCAACUGGUAGCGAGAGUGCUAAUAAUGAUGAUUAUUUGGAUGAUAAUGAAAGAGAAGGCUCAGAUUCAAUUGAAAAUUAUGAUGAGGAUAUUGAAAAAGUAUUAACCUCUCAUAAUAUCAUAACUACUCCUUCUAUACCACCAUCUCAACAACCACAACCUCAACUUCAAACUCAACCUCAAACACAACCACAAUCUCAACCUCAAUCUCAACCUCAACUUCAACCUCAAUCUCAACCCCAACCCCAAACUCAACCUCAACUUCAACCUCAACUUCAACCUCAACUUCAACCUCAACUUCAACCUCAACUUCAACCUCAACUUCAACCUCAACUUCAACCUCAAACUCAACCACAACAACAAAAGAAAUAUGAUGACUUAAGUGAAAAUCAAAUUCAAACCGAAAAUAGAAACAAAAAGAUAAAAGAAGAAAUAAAUAAUAAAACCAAUAACGACAAUAAUAAUGAAUUGGGUAAAAGUAGUAAGAGUAAUACGAGUAGCAGCAGCAGUAGCAGUAGUAGUAGUAGCAGUAGUUAUAGCGAAAGUGAAAGUAGUGAAAGUGAUUCAAAUAAUGAAUAUGAUAAUGAAGAUGAAGAUGAUAUUGUUAAUCAAGUUUCAAAUUUUAAUUUCAAUUUCAAUGAUGCAUCCAACUUUAAGAACUUUUCAUUUAGACCAAAAUUCCCUUCAGAUGAAAAUGAUAAUGAUGACAAUGAUGAUGACUAUGAAAUUAAUAUAGAUUUAAAAAAUAUACAAAAGAUUUCUCCAAUUUUAAGAGCAAUAGAGAAUGGUGAAAGCAAUAUCAAUCACUAUCAAUCUCCAGUUUCAUUAUCUUCUUCUUCCUCUGUUAGUAGUUUUAGUGGUAGUGGUAAUAGUGUUCCAAUAACAGCAACAACAACAACAACAACAACAACAACAACAACAACCACUACAACUACUGAUGACGAUAGUGGGAUUAAUAUGCCUAUAUCACCUUUAUCAGCUUCACCACCAUCACCACCACCUCAAAAUGAACCUCAAAUAAAUAAUGAAACAAAUGACAACGAUGUAAAACUACCCCAAAUAUAA